AUGAUAGCUUCAUUACGGUGCUGCUACAAGAACCAUGUUGGAGGUCUUCAAGUUCUUCAUCAGAAUCAAUGGGUUGAUGUGCCACCUCUACCUGGAGCUCUGGUGGUUAACAUUGGUGAUUUACUCCAGCUGAUAUCGAAUGACAAGUUCGUAAGCGUGGAGCAUAGGGUGAUUAGUAAGAGCAUUACACCCAGAGUUUCUGUAGCAUCCUUUUUCACCACUGGGUUUUCGUCGAAUCCUAGAAAGUUGUUAUCAGAAGACGAUCCUCCGAAAUAA
Molecule: messenger RNA, 276 nt
Organism: Linum tenue
Lineage: Eukaryota; Viridiplantae; Streptophyta; Magnoliopsida; Malpighiales; Linaceae
Source: the annotation of a GenBank genome assembly